CUGAUCUGCAGUAGCAGUAGCGCAUUCAUAGAGUAGAGAACUCCAGGCUAUUGGAGUCAAACGCACCAAAGGGACUAAUGGUUGUAAAUGGUCCAUGCAUACCAGUUUUCACAGUUUAAAGCUGAGACUGCUUCGAUUUUGGGUCCGUCAUUUGACUUGCAAUUUUCUUUUGGCUGUCAGUUCGAAAAAAUAUUCCACGAUCUACAAUGCCGCCCACCAUGUUUUUAUUGCGACGAUCUGCAUUGCAGGCUUUGCAUUCCGCAAGGAAUGUUCACCCCAUACAAAUGGCCAAGCCUUCUUUAUUAUCACUCAGACCGGCUCCCAGUAUGAUGCUUCCUUCUGUAACACGACGCUGGUUGACUAGUGACGUGAAAGAAACUGCCGCCUCACCCAUAAAGCAAGAGGUCGACGAGGAAACACUAGACCCCGAAGCUUUGGCAGCCAUUGAAGCUGAUUUAAAAAACAUGGAAGUCAAUGACGAGGAAGUUGAUCCAGAUUGGUUUGUGGACAAGGUUUACGAGCAAGAUCAUCCAGAAUACCAACAGAGUGAUUUUGUACCUCUCUGGCAGCGUCGAGCUGCAGGUGAUUCAAGCCUUUCUUCAGCUGCAGAGGAGAUGAUCAAAGGAAAGAAAGUCAAUCUCCCGUCAGUACUUGCGUUGUUGGAGGAAAGCAAGGCCGAAAACAUUGGCGUCAUUGACAUGCGCUCAAAGUGCGACUGGACAGACUUUAUGAUUGUAGCCGAAAGCUCUCGCGGGGAACGAUUCCUCAGCAGCAUUGCCGAUGAGGUCGUCAGUGUGUUGGGUAAGGCCCAGAAGGCAGACCCAACCAUGAACGCACUGCCCAAACCAAGCGUUGAAGGAAAGAAUGAAGGCUCUGACUGGCUCCUUGUUGAUGCUGGGCCAUUUAUCAUUCAUCUAUUUACCCCUCAGGCUCGCGAACAAUAUGACCUUGAAGGAUUGUGGUCUAAUGUCCCGGACGAUCCUCUGCUGCGAGUUGAAAACAGCGGCAUGAAUGCCGACCAGCUCAAGGAAAAAGUCGAAAACAGCUUUGGUAAAACUAUUACAAACUAAUUAGCGAUUGGGCAUGUAGAAAUCUCCCCUCCCCACUCAUGUUACUUCAACACCAACCUUGGCAUUGUAAAUUAACGAAACCCUGCAGAUAGUAAAUAACAACAUCAUCAAACCAAACAGCACCACCAUCAUGGAUAGCAUGCAAUAAUAAAGUUUGCAAAAACAAAAUGAAAGUAUUUUUUGUAUUUAUUUUCAAUUAUUCUAUGUGGUGUGAUGUAGGUGAAAGUAUGAAUACAGGAGUA
Umbelopsis ramanniana AG is the source of this 1312-nucleotide messenger RNA. RefSeq lists its product as uncharacterized. Bases 207 to 1070 code for a protein of 287 amino acids. NCBI's taxonomy places the organism in Eukaryota, Fungi, Mucoromycota, Umbelopsidomycetes, Umbelopsidales, Umbelopsidaceae. Gene Ontology annotation, molecular function: ribosomal large subunit binding. The transcript is spliced from 2 exons. Gene Ontology annotation, biological process: negative regulation of translation; negative regulation of ribosome biogenesis. The record is from RefSeq and is a predicted model, not a curated record.